GGCUCUAGCAUAGGAAAAGGAACGCAAUACGCUCGGCUUGCUAAUAAAUUUAGGUUCUAUUAUAUUUUAGUAGGAGACCUGCUGCGCAAGGAAGCAGCCUGUCCUAUGUUACCUUAUUACAACUUUAUCCCUAAAAGUAUUAAAAAAUUACUCUUAAGGCAAGCUAUAAGCAGAGCGCAGUCUAAAGGCAAACGCAAGUUUCUAUUAGAUAAAUUUCCUAGAAGUAUUUUGCAGGCUGUUAACUUUAAAUUAAAGAUCUGCAAAUUCCAAGCUAUACUGUUCUUAGAAUGUUCUAAAGCAGAACUUAGGGAUUGCUUGCAGCGUCGC
Messenger RNA from Cucurbitaria berberidis CBS 394.84, 327 nucleotides. RefSeq lists its product as uncharacterized. Gene Ontology annotation, molecular function: AMP kinase activity; ATP binding. Gene Ontology annotation, biological process: nucleoside triphosphate biosynthetic process. The transcript is spliced from 3 exons. NCBI's taxonomy places the organism in Eukaryota, Fungi, Ascomycota, Dothideomycetes, Pleosporales, Cucurbitariaceae. The record is from RefSeq and is a predicted model, not a curated record. The annotation marks the transcript as partial. Gene Ontology annotation, cellular component: cytosol; cytoplasm.